This is a messenger RNA of Pseudogymnoascus verrucosus, 2507 nucleotides long. RefSeq lists its product as uncharacterized. NCBI's taxonomy places the organism in Eukaryota, Fungi, Ascomycota, Leotiomycetes, Thelebolales, Thelebolaceae. Bases 387 to 2342 code for a protein of 651 amino acids. Gene Ontology annotation, biological process: sphingomyelin catabolic process. Gene Ontology annotation, molecular function: sphingomyelin phosphodiesterase activity. The record is from RefSeq and is a predicted model, not a curated record. The transcript is spliced from 9 exons.
CGUAUCCAUCCAGGCCGCGAUUCCAUCCCUAUAAAAACGAUUGGCAGGGUAAUUCCUAUAUUGGAAUAUGCACCGAAUACUACAUAUACAUGUUCUAGCAUCCGUUACACGUGCCCGAGCGAGAGGGGGUUGGGGGUAGUGGCAAGCAUGCCUCUGUCAGUCUAGCAACGCGAGAGCAGAUUUGGUUCCAUGCAGACUGAUUGCCGUUCCCUUGCAAUACGUGGAUAGGUGGUGAUAUAGGGUCGCAACACGAGGUUAUAUAAGUUAACGUCAUUUACGAGGAUAUCUAUCACCGCCACCAUUUUCUAGCAUUCCUGCCUCCAGCGCCUUUCUUUCUAGUGCUUCUACUCUUUGGGUGCUAGCUAAGCACCCAUCUACAAGGAGGUAUGCGAUUCGCCACAGUCCUACUAAGCGUGCUGUUGUCGCUGCUGGGACUAUCGACCGCCCUUACGAUUGGAGAUGUUACGCGCAAUUCCAUCACGGCUUUUGCGAGACAGGAGAUUAAGGAGAGGAGCCUGCUCUCGGAUAUUCUAACCGACAUUGAAAAUCUCGCCGAAUGCAGUGCUUGCGAGGCUUUGCUUGGUGUUCUCAAGGUGUUGGCUCACUUUGGCAACGAUGAUUUCGUGAAAGUCAUUGUGACAGUUUGCCAGACGCUGAAUGUUGAAGACGACGACGUCUGCUCCGGAGCCAUCAGUCUUGAGGGCCCUAUUUUAGCACACGACCUUCGCCAGAUGACCAUUGGGACCAAAACGUCAACCCUGUUCUGCCUGACUGUUUUCGGGCUGUGCCAAUGGCCCGCCGUCGACACCUCGUACUCUCCCUCCAUGACCCCCAAGCCGGCGACCUCGCGCCCCGCAUCCAGCGGCAAGACGCCGAUCAAGGUAGUGCACAUAAGUGACAUCCACGUCGACCUCGACUACACCGUCGGCGCGAGCUGGAACUGCACGAAGAACAUCUGCUGCCGCGGGUACACCCCCGCCGACGAGCCGGGGAACAACGACACCCCCGCCGGGGAGUACGGUAAUGUCCGCUGCGACACCCCGCUAUCGCUCGAGGAGAGCAUGUACGCCGCCAUCGAGACGCUCGUGCCGGAGCGAGAGUUCGCAAUCUUCACGGGCGAUGUGGUCGAGGGCGCUGUGUGGUCUGUUACUAACGCCGAGGUGACCGAGGACCUUAACAGCGCGUACGCGCGCAUGCGAGCUAUGGGUAAGACGUACGCUGUGACGGGGAACCAUGAUGCGUGCCCCGUUAACUCAUUCCCGCCGGCGGACGUCAGCACGACUAUCAGCACGCAGUGGGCGUAUGACGCCAUGUCUGCUGGGUGGGAGACAUGGAUCGGUAGCGCGGCUGCAUCUGAGGUGUCGUCUAACUUUGGCAGCUACUCUGUUGUCGACGGCUCCGGGCUGCGCAUCGUCAGUAUUAAUACUAAUUUCUGGUAUAAGCAGAACUUCUGGAUGUACGAUAAGAAGAACUGGGAGAGAGACCCGUCGGGCAUGUUUGCGUGGCUGGUGAAGCAGCUGCAGACGGCUGAGACGGCGGGGGAGAGGGUUUGGAUUAUUGGUCAUAUGCCGAUGGGUGCAUCAGAUGCUUUCCAUGACGCCUCCUACUACUUUGAUUUGAUCAUCCAGAGAUUCGAUGCCACCAUCGCUGCCGUCUUCUAUGGUCACACGCACAAGGACCAAUUCGAGAUUGCGUACAGCGACUACACAAACCAGGGCUUCUCCACUGCUACUAUGAUGUCCUACAUCGCCCCUGCUCUCACGCCGACCUCUGGUAACCCAACAUUCCGCGUAUACGACGUCGAUCCAGUGACAUUCGGCAUCCUAGACAUGACAGUCUACUACACCGACCUCACCUCCUCCACCUUCCAAAUCGCCCCAACCUGGGAGGUUCUCUACUCCGUCAAGGACACCUACGGCCGUCUCCUCGGCAUCACCGACACCGCAGCCGAGCUCACCCCCGCAUUCUGGCACAACCUCACCGCGCUUUUCGAGACAGACGAUGCCGUGUUCCAGGCGUACAUCGGCCGCAAGACCCGCGACUACGCCACCUCGACAUGCACUGGGACCUGCAAGACGGGGGAGAUCUGCCAACUUCGCGCGGCGCAGUCGCAGUAUAACUGCGCGACUGUCAAGCCCGGGAUCAACUUCAAGCGUGAUACCACUAGCGGUGUUGUGACAGCAGGAGAAUGUGACGGAUCCCAGGCCAUUCCGGUCCUGUCGUCAAUAGCGGACUCGAGUGGUGUUCAGGCGCUGCAGGAUGCGCUGGUUAGUGUUCUCGGGAGCUCGAUCUUGAAUACAGAGGUUUCUUCAAAUUACACAGUUGAUGGAGCAACUGUUUAAUGCAACGACCGCGUCUCGUAGGACUCCUGUAUACGCAAACAGGCACAGACGAAGGUGGCUAAUUCAAUAGUCUCUUGUCAUUUUUGGUGGUGCUACAUUUCUCUCAAACUAUGAACAUAUUGAGAGUUUGAGUGGCCUUAAUAAGCUGUUAUAAGACAAUUCCAC